Molecule: messenger RNA, 858 nt
Organism: Effrenium voratum
Lineage: Eukaryota; Dinophyceae; Suessiales; Symbiodiniaceae
Source: the annotation of a GenBank genome assembly
AUGGCUAUGGGCAGAGCGCCCUGGUGGGCGCUGCUCUUCUCGGGCCUGAGUCUGGGGUCCGCGGCGGCGCUGCUCGUGCGCCUCAUGGCCUGGUGGAAGAACUACUCCAGGCACCUGGCGCUACGUAGCCGCGCCCUGGCCGGCGCCGCCGCCGCGCAAAAGGCACUGCCGGACGCGAAGCUCGGGGAGCUGGUGGCGUCCUUGUCGGCGCACGCGCAGGAGACCCGAGAAGCCACGGCCUCGCUGCGGCGCUCGGUUGAGCAGCAGCAGCGGCUCUACCAGGUUGCGGCAGUGGAUUUUCACCGAAAGCUGGAUGAAGCCUGGAAGAGGAAGCCCACGGUGAGCCGCAUGGAGGUGGCCCCAGAGUCGAUGCAGAUGUUGCGGUCCUUGGUAUCCUGCCAGAGCCGACGGGACAGCAGCGAGAAUGGCGCCAAAGCUCUCUCGGCGGACGCGGCCCUUCAGCAGCUCUUGCGCGGCGCUCCCGGCGCACCUGGGACGCCGCGCGGCAAGCGCUCGCUGCAGACCCUGUCCAUGAUCCUGCAGAAUCUCAUGGACAAUCCUGGGCAAGAGAAGUUCCAGGAGGUGAACGCCCUGAGCGCUCGCUUCCGCGAGACCUUCGAGGGUACCUCCGGGGCCGCCGGGCAGCUGCUGCGCCUCGCGGGCUUCGAGCAGCAAGGGGACAGCUUCCGGUGGCCGGAUGGCCGUGCAGUGAGCGAGGCGAGGCAGAUCCAAGAGAUGCUGCAGGAAGCGCUCAGGAAGAGCAGCGACGCCAAUUCCGCGCCCGCCGCUUCUGCGGCGCCUGCGGCGCCCUGGGCGAGCGCGACGGUGCAAGAGCAGCUGAGUCGGGUGGGCAGCUGA